Molecule: messenger RNA, 465 nt
Organism: Propithecus coquereli (Coquerel's sifaka)
Lineage: Eukaryota; Metazoa; Chordata; Mammalia; Primates; Indriidae
Product: keratin-associated protein 10-12-like
Exons: 1
Cellular component (GO): keratin filament
Source: RefSeq, a predicted model, not a curated record
UGCAAGCCUGUGUGCUGUGAGCCUGUCUGCUCUGGCACUUCCUCUUCAUGCUGCCAGCAGUCUAGCUGCCAGCCAGCUUGCUGCAUCCCCAACCCAUGCCAGCAGUCCUGCUGUGUGCCCGUCUGUUGCAAGUCCGUGUGCUGUGAGCCUGUCUGCUCUGGGACUUCUUCAUGCUGCCAGCAGUCUAGCUGCCAGCCGGCUUGCUGCACCUCCUCCCCAUGCCAGCCGUCCUGCUGCAGACCUUCCUCCUGUGUGUCCCUCCUUUGCCGCCCCGUGUGCAGACCUGCCUGCGGUGCCCCCGCCUCCUCCUGCCAGCCCAGCUGCUGCCGCCCGGCCUCCUGCGUGUCCCUCCUCUGCCGCCCUGCCUGUCCCCGCCCGGCCUCCUGCGUGUCCCUCCUCUGUCGCCCUGCCUGUCCCCGCCCGGCCUGCUGUGGCCUCUCCUUGGGCCAGAGGUCCAGCUGCUGA